Sphaeroforma arctica JP610 is the source of this 207-nucleotide messenger RNA. RefSeq lists its product as hypothetical. The record is from RefSeq and is a predicted model, not a curated record. The annotation marks the transcript as partial. The transcript has a single exon. Lineage: Eukaryota; Ichthyosporea; Ichthyophonida.
AUCGGCACCGUGGUUCAGGAAUCCGGGUAUCGUAGCAGCAUAGGCUUCCUGAUGUUUGCAAUUGUUGUCACACGCGCGGACAUUAUUUUCGCUACGAGCAUAUGUUUAGACCAGCCAACGAAUGCAAGAGAGGCCACCGCUAGGAACCUAUGUGGAAAAUUGGAGGCACUGAUUGCGGGAUAUUCUACGAGUCUGAUAACGAUCUAG